CAAAUGCGUUGUUGAUUUUUGAGUAACAUGAUGCCAUAUUAUAUUUGAAUAUAUAGUUCCCGCUUCCCCUAAAGUGUCAGUGUGAUGAAUUUCUUUAUCUCAGAUACAUAUACUAAUAAAUACGCCAAUUCAUCAUCAUGGUUGAAUCUAACGUUUAGUUCUAUUUUAAAGGCAAAUUUUUGUUUACAUACGUAGAAAUAUUGUUAGCGUUAAGCCUGUAUUCUGUUACGGUUUAUGACUGAACAACACUGAGAUGAUAGCUUUAUUCUGCAACGGAAAUUUUUGUAGUAAACAUUUGACCACAUAGUGCUUUAUUAAGUUUGCAACCACAGCGACUUCUUAUCGCAGCUACGUAGUGAAAGGUCAUGUCUUAUUAUGGUUGACGUGUUGUUUUUAUUUUAUUUCUCUUAACCUCAUUUAUAACUUAAUUAGAUUAAGAUACACCGUUACGAAAUUAGAAUGACGAAAAGCAGGUAGCCGAAUCAAGGUGGCAAUAGGAAGAUUACUGUUUAAAGUUGUUGGCGUUGUAUUACUAUUUAAUAAAUCAUUUGUCGUCUCGUUUAUCGAAUUAUCAGUGGCAACAAUUUUUUGUUAUACGUUUUAAAAUGAAAAAGAAAACGCGAGCAACCGAGGUUGCCACAUUACUCAGUGUGCUGCGAUUCACAGCAAGAAUCUUGUUGCCCCGGCAUCACAACGCUUUGUUCCCAGUAUUUUCUACGUUGUACAUUGCAUACAAAAACCAAAAAAUGAGAAAUAUUCCUGUGUCUUUAGUGCCAUUACCCGAUGAUAUUUUGUUAGAGCUAAUUCCAGGAUCUCGUCAUGAAGUGAUCGUAGAUUCGAAUAGCUGCUUAUUUGUUAGCAGUAGUAUACUUGAUGAGCUUCGUGUGGCAAAUGGACAUUGGGUAAAAGUACAGAAAACUGAUUCAAAGAUUGACUUGGAGAAUGAAUCGGAGAAACCAUUAAAGUGCGUGCUAGUGCAAAUAAUUGGUCUUGUGAAUCUUGACACUUCUACAGCUUUAAUUAGUGAUGUGAAAUAUGACAACCUGAAAAAUAGUUUGAAAUUAUCUGAUAACCAAAGCAUAUCAAUUCUUGGAUGCCAAGUGGACCAAAGUUUUGUACCUAGUAAAGCAAACAAAGCGGCUGUAAGAUAUGUAAAAAGACCUCCUGAUAUAGAUAAUGCAUUAAUGGAUGUUGUGUUGACGAAAUACUUCAAAUAUCCACGAUAUCUUUGUGAAAAUGAACUAUUUUGCAUAAAUGUUUUACACUGUGCACCAGAAAUCCGUUACAUGCCUGGUAACCAAGGUAUCGAGAAACUGUACUUUGUAGUAGAGGAAAUUACAGGUGAAUCAUAUACUGAUGAUUUCUUAAAGGACGUUAAAAUGGGGUACUUUGUAGAACAAAGUUCAUCAACAUUAAUACAGGCUGGAUGUCAUCAGAGGUACCUCCCACCUGUUCGUUGGAGACUGGUGGCAGACAAGACAACCUUGGCUGCUUCAAAUUAUGACUCACAUCUCAUAACACUAUGCCCACAGGGACUUGAGAAGUAUUCUGAAGAAUUAGAGAGGUCUCUGCGGCCAUUUAUUCUUAACACAAGGAGCUUAAAAGUUAAGCCCAUGUUUUUGCUCUAUGGACAGCGGGGAUGUGGGAAAAUGAGUAUUAUAUCAAGUGUUGCACAGAAGCUGGGCCUAGCAAUUUGGAGCAUAGACUGCUUGGAAAUCCAGUCAGGAACUGCAGCAUCAACAGAAGGGAAACUGAAAUUUGCUUUUAGCAAAGUGAAACAAUUUGCUCCAUGCAUCAUGCUGAUGAACAAUAUAGAGUAUUUAUGUAAGACUAAAAAUGAAGAAGAAGAUCCACGAACAAUCUGUGUAUUUCAUGAGGAAGCAGCCAAGUUGUUCAGUAAUGUGGGAGAUCUUCCCCUAAUAUUGAUUGCUGUUUGUGACAACAGGAGUGAAUCUCUGACUAACAUCACUGCUGACUUGGCAAGAGCAUUUCUCGACACCAUGCAUGUAUCAAGUCCAAGUGAAACAGAGAGGUUGUCAAUGUUAGAGUGGCUUGUGAAGUCAAGGAGUCUACACCUGGAGACUGAUGUAUCAUUACCAUACUAUGCAAGCCAAACUUCUGGCUUUGUUCUUGCUGAUUUGGAAGCUCUCAUCUCACAUGCAGUCAGAAACCACUACAAACAAUUGAAGGAAUUUGGCAAUACGCUUGUUAUAGAAGAUUAUGAGAAUCGUGGCAGAGAAUUGAAGAAGGAAGAUUUUGAGGUAGCUUUAGAUAUUAUGCACAGCACAUAUGCUGAUGUUAUUGGUGCACCAAAAAUCCCAGUUGUCUCAUGGGAUGAUAUUGGUGGUCUGUCAAAGCUGAAAGAAGAAAUAUUCCGCACAGUGAUGAUGCCUCUCAAACAUCCAGAGCUUGUGGCCUCUGGACUUCGAAGAUCAGGACUGUUGUUGUUUGGUCCACCUGGAACUGGCAAGACGCUGCUUGCCAAAGCUAUUGCCACUGAAUGCAGCCUUAACUUCCUUUCUGUGAAAGGACCUGAACUGCUCAAUAUGUAUGUUGGUCAAAGUGAGAUGAAUGUUAGAGAAGUGUUUGAGAGAGCCCGAAGUGCUGCACCAUGCAUCAUUUUCUUUGAUGAGCUUGAUUCAUUAGCUCCCAGCCGUGGUAGAAGUGGUGACUCUGGUGGUGUCAUGGACAGGGUAGUUUCACAACUUUUGGCAGAAAUGGAUGGUGUACAAAAGUCAACUCAGAUAUUUCUCAUUGGAGCAACAAAUAGACCUGACCUGAUUGAUGCUGCUCUCUUGAGACCAGGAAGGUUUGAUAAACUGCUCUAUGUUGGAAUGUGUGAGGACAAUGAAACAAAACUUAGUGUGCUGAAGGCCUUAACUAGAAAGUUUAAGCUGAAAACAGAUGUGAAUUUGUCUGAUGUUGUUGAGCAGUUCCCAGAUGUUGUCACUGGUGCAGAUGUGUAUUCAGUCUGUUCUAAGGCCUGGCUUAGUGCUGUUAGAUCCAUCAUUCACAAAGUACAAGAGGCUACACCAGAAGACCGUGCCACACUAUUAUCAACAACUGUUGAAGUUUCUGCAGAGGACUUCAGCACAGCAGUGGCUAACAUCAAACCAUCAGUAUCUGAUGAAGAUAUGGCAUACUAUCGGAAAGUGCAGAAAGAAAUGAGUGCUGUUUGAAUAAUGAUUUUCGUUGACAUUCUUAUUUUGUUACCUGAAAUCGGUUCCUAGUAGUAACCUGAAUUUAUCAUCCCAGGUGAUGAUACAAACUUUAUUUUGUAUUACUGUGGACAUUUUUUACUUAAAAAAAAUUAAAGAAAUUGGUACAAAUUAAAUUUAAUACAUU
Schistocerca cancellata (South American locust) is the source of this 3345-nucleotide messenger RNA. RefSeq names its product peroxisome assembly factor 2 (gene Pex6). The coding region runs from base 606 to 3179 and encodes 857 amino acids. NCBI's taxonomy places the organism in Eukaryota, Metazoa, Arthropoda, Insecta, Orthoptera, Acrididae. Gene Ontology annotation, molecular function: ATP binding; ATP hydrolysis activity. Gene Ontology annotation, biological process: protein import into peroxisome matrix. The record is from RefSeq and is a predicted model, not a curated record. Gene Ontology annotation, cellular component: cytosol; peroxisomal membrane. The transcript has 11 exons.